Mycena citricolor is the source of this 1481-nucleotide messenger RNA. NCBI's taxonomy places the organism in Eukaryota, Fungi, Basidiomycota, Agaricomycetes, Agaricales, Mycenaceae. The record is from the annotation of a GenBank genome assembly.
GCUGUAUAGAAUUUUUUCCAUAAUUAGGGUUCCGUAAAGUGAUGUAUUGCACCCGUCAACUCUGACUGUCAAGUCGAUUUUCCAGGUGUAAGAAUAGGAAUAAGAGGUCAAAGCUGUGCACCGUAGCGAGGCCAUUCGCACUACAAAUAGGACCGACCCGAAAUCGGCCAUGGUCUGCAACGUUUCCAAGUUACUCCGCUAUCCUGACUUCUACUCUCAGAGCGAAAUAACAACUAUGCGUCUAUGCGCGCUACGAACUUGGAUGUUAUCUGUCCUCGCUCUACAUUGGGCUACGUUUUGGGCCCUCGCCGCUCCGGCGUCUUCGAUCACGAAUAUGACAACAAUCAACGCCACACACUCCGCGCUCACGAUCGACAGCUCACCGCUGGGACGAGUCAAGGAGACGCUGCAGAAGGAGAAGCUGGCCGCCGCGCUUUGUGAUACUGCGCCAGCCACAAGCCCGAGUCGCUGCGCCGCGAUGACCCCCAGCACUUCCGGAGGACUCUCGAAACGAACGGUGUUCGUGAUGGCCGCAGCGCUUCUCCUGUUUAUAUCCAUCGUCACCGCCUGCAUCGCACUCGGUGUAAACCCACGCCCCAUGCGCGCCCAUCAGCCUAUGCAGCAUCCACACGUGCAGCCAGUCGCUGGGCAUCCUCCACAGGUUUCACACGCACCGAUACCUCUGGCCGUCAUCCCGAAUCGCCGCGCACAUGCAACAGUUGGGUUCGGCUUCUCUGUGCGGCAGUAACGUCGUGCGUGCAGUCCCACCAUCCCUCGCCGAUUGUCAUUGAUCCGCUCGCAGGAGGAUGCAGGCUGCUCGGCACUGACCGAGAGCCCAGCCACUUCGAGCCUGAUCCACGUUUUUCAAUGAGUUUAGAUGUUGUAUAAGGCUUUCAUAUUGCUGUGGUCAAUGCUAUCUGUUGCUUCCGUCGAGCGUACGAUUCAUACGGCCGUAUUUUCCCGGCCUCGCAGCAGCAACCGGAUCGCCCCAUGCAAUGCCACGCGACCGUGCAUUCGAAUCGAUUCGCCAGAUCACGCCCACAGUCGCCCUUCCGACCGAAAACCUGGUAAGAAUUGAGAGUCGGUAUCGGAUGGAGAGCCGCGCAUGACUGUGCAGAGCGUGCCAGAUAUUGACCAGGCGCGGCGAUAAAGAGGAGGCGCGAGUCAGUCGGUCGCACUUUGAUGAGCGCUGUUGUCUAGAGUGCGCGUCCCAGAUCCAGGGGAGGCGUAGUUCCAGACGAUUCCGAAAGAGAAUGUGACAAGGGGUUGCUUGUGAACCUCGGAAGUGCGGGCAAAGAUCCAGCAACCUAUGUCCAAAGUGGCGCGUUGGCCUCGAAGACUCGCGGGCCAGGCGCCUCCACGGGAUGAAGCUUUGAAGGCUCAUUCCGACAUUGCAGCAAGUAUGCACGCUGCAGCAGCUGUCGUGUGGUAGUGGAGCAAAUGAGUCACCCCGAGGGUGGUGGAAGUAUGGGAGGAUCCAC